AGUGUGGCUGCUGCACUGUGCGGCUGGGGACCUAGAGUGAUUAUUACAAUGGAAGAAAUCAAUAAUUUUAAGACACCAAGCAAAUUAUCUGAAAAAAGAAAAUAUGUGUUAUGUUCAACUCCAUGUAUAAAAAUUCCUGCCUCUCUGUUUAUGCAGAAACUUGGCUAUGGCACAGGGGUAAAUGUCUAUCGUGAAAGAUCUCCAAGAGGCUUGUCUCAUUCUCCUUGGGCUGUGAAAAAGAUUAAUUUUAGAUGUAAUGGUGAUUAUCAAAGUAUGUAUCAAAAGAGAUUAACUAAUGAAGCUAAGAUUUUGAAAAGCCUUCAUCAUCCAAAUAUUAUAGGUUAUCGUGCUUUCACUGAAGCCAAUGAUGGUAGUCUGUGUCUUGCUAUGGAAUAUGGGGGUGAAAAGUCUCUAAAUGACUUAAUCGAAGAACGAAAUAAAGAAAGCCACAAUCCUUUUCCAGCAGCCACAAUUUUAAAAGUUACUUUGAACAUGGCAAGAGGGUUAAAGUAUCUGCACCAAGAUAAGAAGUUGCUUCAUGGAGACAUAAAGUCCUCAAAUGCUGUAAUUAAAGGUGAUUUUGAAACAAUUAAAAUCUGUGAUGUAGGAGUCUCUCUACCACUGGAUAAAAACAUGACAGUAACUGACCUUUGCGGGGGCCUGAUGAGUCCUUGGACUUGGCUGCGCAAGACUUCAAAAGACUGGAAGCUAACAGAUGCUAGCACAAGCAGGUACAAGUUGAAGAAGCAGCUUCCACUUCAGUCUUUAACUCUUGAGAUGACUCCAUGUUAG
Messenger RNA from Pipistrellus kuhlii (Kuhl's pipistrelle), 792 nucleotides. RefSeq names its product lymphokine-activated killer T-cell-originated protein kinase-like. Gene Ontology annotation, molecular function: ATP binding; protein kinase activity. Gene Ontology annotation, biological process: protein phosphorylation. The record is from RefSeq and is a predicted model, not a curated record. NCBI's taxonomy places the organism in Eukaryota, Metazoa, Chordata, Mammalia, Chiroptera, Vespertilionidae.